AUGGAGCUCCACGAAGGCGCGCGCGUGACAUUUGGCGCCAACAAGACGGGCAUUGUCCGGUUCGUGGGCGAGACGGACUUUGCCAGUGGCCAGUGGGUGGGCAUUGAGCUCGAGCGACCGGAAGGCAAGAACAACGGCGAGCUCAAUGGCCGCGUCUACUUUACCUGUGCACCGAACCACGGCCUCUUUGUCAAGCACUCGAUGAUCCGCUCGGUCGUGUCUCCGUCGCCUGUGAUUGGCUCGCACACGUCGCAGGGUCGUCACCCAUUGGCGGCCUCGAGCUCGCGCGUAACGGACCCCAAGUCGCGCACGUCUCUGCCGACACCAAGUGCGCGACCGCAUGCCUCCCUGACGACGUCCGCUGCUCGAUCGAGGCUGUCGCUGGACCGACGUACGACUACUGGCAGCAGUAUGCAGUCGGGAAGCGUAGCCAAGAUGGACGAUCACUUGGCGGCAGCAGCUGCCGCGCAAAUUGCGCAGCUGGAAGAGGCGCUGGAGCAGAAGGACCGACAGCUCGAGCAGCUGCGACAGAGUGUGGCAGUGCUGAAGGAGGCGGCCGCUGUGGCAGGCACUAGUGACAAGACACCAGACUCGAUCAUGGAGCAACAGGGAGAAGAGACGCUAGUGACUGGAAAACUCAAUGAACGAGUGGAUGCAGACGGAGACGAGACGAUGGCGGAGAACAGUUUCGACACUGAGCGGAAAAGCGAUGUACAGAUGAGGCUAUCGGCGUCGCCGUCAUUGAUGCAGGAAGAGCGGGUGCAUGAGAUUGAGCUCAUUCGAGAAGAGGCAGAGAAGCACGUGCGCGGGGUGCGUACCGAGUUGGAAGAUCACAUCGGUCAGCUGCAGAAACAGCUAGAUGAGCUGCAGCGUGAGAAUGCGACGCAAGCUUCACAAGUGGGCACGUUCGAGGCAGAAGUAGCGCAGCAGAAGGCGCGGAUUGCAGCAUUUACGGUUGCUGAGCAGAAGAGGGCAGAGGAAGUGGCAAUGGCUGUAGCCAAGUCGAGCUCGAGUGCGCGCAAGGUGGAAACGCUUACGAAACAGGUGGCCGAGUUGCAGGAUAUGAUUGAGAUGGUGACGUUGGAGCGAGAGACCGUCGAGAUGGACAAGGAAAUCGCGGAAGAGCAUGCUGAAGAGCUGCAGCAGGAAGUAGAGAAACUCAAAGCUGCAAUGGCGCUGUCGGCGACGACAGGACCUGACGACUCCGAGCCAAGUUCUGCCGGCGCCGGAGACUUGGCAGACGAAAACCAGAAGCUCCGAGCAGCUGUAAAGAUGCUCCACGAGCGUGGGUCGGAGGACAAGGCUGAGCUGAGCAAGAAGUUGCGACAUGCCCAGCGUGAGAAUGCUGAACUCGGGUCGCUGAGAGAGGAAGUCGAAGAGCUGACGGCGAAGAAACAGAAGCUAGAAAGCGAAGCGGAAGAGCUGAAGGAGAUGCUGGACGUUGCGAACGCGUACGAAUCGAUGGUGGAAGACCUUACGGAAAAAAACUUGACUUUGGGCGAGAAGCUUGCUGAGCUAGAGACCACUGUGCAGUCGCUUGAGUCAUUGCGCGAAGUCGAUCAGGAGAUGGAACAUCAGCAUACGGAGUAUGAAGCGGAGCUGCGAGACGAGAUUGACUCGCAGCGUGUAGCGCUGCAGGAACUGAAACAGGCGGCAUUGAAUCAGAAGAUCGUUUGCGAGGACAAGGAGCGCACCAUUGCUCGCUUCCGUGACCUUGCGCACAGUCACCGGGAAGAGAUUGCGCAGCUGAAGGCAAAGCUUCGUGAUGAGACUGGUGCUGUGGAGUCGCUGAAGGACACGGCCCAUCUGGCGCUCAACCAAACGAUGGGGCUGCGCACACUGGUAGCAACGGCCCGCGAGCACGAGAUCGAGGCAGCGAAGCAGAAGAUCAUUUCUGAUCAGGCAAGGCUGGAGAUAUCGUUUUUGCGUGCUGUGGUGCCGACCGCAAUUUUCUCCGAGGCUGACCAAAUGGUACUUCGCGUCCGAUUGACGCUUGGACGUAUCGCUGGUAAGGUCGAUGUAUUGCUGCACCACAUGAAGAAGGAGUUGGACUCAGCCGCACAACAGCAAUCUUCUAGUGACCCGCAAGAGGACGAGAAGGAUGCGAGUGUAUCUGGCACGGUAGUCUGUGUCGAGCACUUGAUCUUGGGUGACAGGCUGGCGGCGGUCUCGUGCCAAGCAAAAGAAGACCUGUUCAUGCUGGAGUGUCACCUGACUACGGAAGAUGAAUUUGCCGAGGGCUGCUCGGCGCUCGACACCUCACAGACAGCGACAUUGGAGAGUGUGCUGGACUCUGCGCUUUCGGCUUUUGCGGAGGGCGCCUUUUUGAAUGGCUCCCGCAAUGGUGGCGACGCUGCUUCGUUGUAUGACCGUCUCUUCCAAACUGCAGAGGAAUGGCACAGCGGCCGAGCUGUCCAGGUGCAUGCAGCUACGGGUGCUGAGAGCUUUGGUGCCCGCUGUGCAGUAGUGAAGCUGCGUGCGAGAAAGAGCGUGGCCAAGCUGGCGUUUUCGAUCUCAUCGAUGGUGACUGUCUUGCGCACCACGAAGAGUGUGCUGGCAAGUGCUGAGCCGUCCGAUGAAGAGCAAGCGAGUAUACUGCGCACAGACUUGACGCCGGUGCUAGACAAGUGUCUGGGGGAGCUGCUCUCACUACUGAAUGUCGCACAGCUGCUCUAUCGCCGUGCAGAGAUUGACCUGGCGGCCUCGGACGAUGACCUUGAUGGACUCGUGGCAGCGGGUGGUGAAGUGGUGGCUUCCAUUCAUACUUACGCAACUGAGGCACAGUCGUUGCUAGCUGCACUGCAGUCACAUCUUGACCAAGACGGUCCAUCAGCGCAUGGCAAGCCAGUAGAAGAGCUAGUGCAAUUUAUGCAGCAGGGCGUAUACGACCACGUCGUGGCGUUCAAGGAGAAGCUGGCUAUGCUGUAUAAGCUGGUGUGUCGUGGCGCCUUCACUGAUGCAGUGGCUCCUCGUCUUCGUCACGAGCACACGUAUAGCGCCAACGGGCGUCCGCAGUGGCGUAUCCGAGCGCAAGCUAUUCAUCAAGAGCUGGUAGACGCGUCAGCACUUCGAAGCAACUUGGCACAAAUGACAGAGCUGUGCAACACGUUGCAUCAGCGCAUUCGCGAAUUCGAGCGUGCGGACAGUCAGCACCGUGUGGUAGCGCAGAAGCUGGAAAGUCAAGUGCUGCAGUUGACUGAGGGCACGGCUGCAGCGAUAAGCGAGAAGGCACGACUGGAAUCGCAGCUAUCGAAGGAACGCGAGCAGUUUGUUGUUGCGCUGGACGAGUCGAACAAGGAGAAGACGUUAUUGAGCUCGUUGAACCGAGACCUGCGCAAGCAACUAAAGCGCACAAGUGCUGCAAAGGAUGGAGGUGAGAGCAAUGUGGUCACGAAAGGGUCGGCGCCAAGUGCAAUCGAUGCUGAAGCUUUCCAGCGCGCUUUCCAUCAACUGUACAUGGAGCUGCACAGGGUACGCUCUACACUCGCAAAGGAGCGAUUGGAGAGGUUGCUAGGAUCGAGUGCUGGUCCAAACACGCGGCCGUUGUCGCCGCCAAAAGAGUCGGAUCGUUUGACAAGGUCGCUGACGGAGGUGGCUGCGUUCUCGCGGCAUGUGAAGGCUCAGCUGUCGAUGCCGCGUCUGGUCGAUCUCAAGCAAGCUGCUCUUCCCUCUGGUUCGUCUGCACACGCUCAAGUCACGGUGGAGAAAUUGAAGCAGUCGCGCCUCCAGCGAGACCUGGCAGCCCUUCGUGAACGCGUUGGCGCCGCAGCGCGUGACGAUGGAUGGGGCGACGAGGUGACGAACGCCAUCACGCGUGGCGAAAACGUGUUUGGCUGGCAGCCGCCGAAGGUAGUGCGUCCACCCGUGUUCUUGGGACGCGUGAAGCUUGGCCGGCACUCGGCUUCCGACUUGCAGUCUGUGCGGCUCGUGUUGAACCGAUCGGAAGUGAAGUACCUGUCGGAUGCUUUGGUGUGCUGA
Molecule: messenger RNA, 3978 nt
Organism: Hyaloperonospora brassicae
Lineage: Eukaryota; Oomycota; Peronosporomycetes; Peronosporales; Peronosporaceae
Source: the annotation of a GenBank genome assembly